Molecule: messenger RNA, 1200 nt
Organism: Lactuca virosa
Lineage: Eukaryota; Viridiplantae; Streptophyta; Magnoliopsida; Asterales; Asteraceae
Source: the annotation of a GenBank genome assembly
AUGGAUGAUGUCAUCUUCACUGAAAAGGAUUUAGCAGAUGAAAAGACAACAUCAAAUGAAAAGGAAUUAGUCGAUGAGGUGUCGUCGGAGCUUGAUCGACCUAUAGAGGAGGAAAUCACAAAAAAGGAUGAAUAUUUAUCCCAUGACAGUAUAGAUGAUCCAAAUGACACUACAACUAAAGAAGAAAAGUGCUUUCAAGAUGCAACAACAAGGGAUAUUGAACCUGUUGUAGAACAGAAUGAUGGUCUGGAUGAAGCAUCAAAGGAAAAGUCUAAGGAUUCAAAUGAAACAACAGAAGUCGGACCUCAAGAAGAUAUUGUACCCUCAAGUUUAUUAGUAACUUCAACAGAAGAAACCCCUAAAACUUUGCGAAUAGAUGUUGUGACCAAAGUCCUGUUUUGCAUUCUAGCAAUGCCUUUCUUUGCAACCUAGUCAUAUCCUCGGGCUCUCACUAAUCUUGGAUUCUAAAAAUGAUUGGUACCCAAAAUCAGGUCUUUGCCACCAUUGGCCAAAAAUUAUGUUCUCCAGUUGUUGUACAUAGAUGUGCUUGUGUCAGCCAGUUCAUUGCAAGAAUGGGUUCUUGUUGAUGGUGCUUCAAAGCAUAAAGUUACUGUUGAUAGACUCAUUCAAUUGAGAGUAUUUACUAAAACUGUUGAUAGUGAGUCUGAAAUCGACGUAUUUUAGGAAGUCGAUAAAAAAAGGCAGGAAGAAGAGCUGGUGGUAUUAGAACAAGGGGGCCAAGUGGUUAACUCAUACCUCCCCUUCCUUCUAGAAUUGAAACAGAAGAUGAAAUAAAAUCGUUCUGUGAAGCUAUGAAGGCAUUUGAAGUCCCAAAGCCAGUUGUUAUACCUGGAUAUGGAGGUAAAAGAAAGAGUGAGCUUGGGAACUUGAAAACACAUAAUUAUGGAAGAGGAAAGCGAGCAAGGGAGGUUUGUUUGUUUUCCGACAGAAGAUGAAUUUGAGAAAAUGUGCCAAGUCGAAGCAUCAGAGUCACCAAACACUACCAAGGAAGAAGGGGACUUGGCUGGUGGACAGCAGCCCAGUACACCAGGUGGCAAACCAAUGAUAUGGAGGAUUUUUUUUACAUGAUAUCUGAAACAAGAAGGUGCCCCUUAAUAGCAAUGUAGUAUUAAUUAGGUUAUAUAGUUAGUGAAAACCUUUUAAUAACAAUGUACAAUCAGAUCCCCUUAAUAUCAAUGU